AUGUCUUCACGUAAUCGUCGUGAUUUGGAGGAAUUAUACGAGGACGAAUUUGAUGGUUUUAUUGAAUUUGAAAAUGAUGACCAAAAAUAUGAACUUUUGAGAGAAGAAAGAGCGCUUUUGGAAUCAUAUGAUGAGGAGGAGAGUAGAAGACCACCUUCAAAAGCAUCAAGAAAAUCAGUCACCAAUUCUUCCGCAGCAAAAACAUCAGCUGCCAAAGCAAGUGCUGUAAAGAAGAUUACACGUAAAAAGGCUGCUGGUGUUACAACUGCUGAUGGUGAUGCAAGUGGUGCUACUCAACAAGAUGAAGGUCCAAAACUUCCACUCAAGUAUAGAAGAAUUGAAAAGUAUACAGAUAAACAGAUGGGUUUCCAUGUGUUACAUCAAGCUUUGAGUGAGAAUAAGGAAUUUAAACAAUUAGCAAAUGUACCAUUGGAUAGUGGUAAUGAAAAACAAGUACUGACAAAGAGACUCAAUAUCUAUCUUGAUACACUUCACGAUUGGUGCAGGACUGUUUUUCCAGAUUUACAAAUGGAUGAAGCUCUCUCCUUUAUGGAAUCUCAAUCUUUUAGUAAUCGAGUUCAUAAAGCUAUGGAAUGGGGACGAUCAACAUUUAGUUCUCGUUAUCAAAAAGCUGUACAUAAUAAGGAACAACGUAAAAGAAAGAGAAAGAAAGGUCAAUCUAAGAGUGUUCUUCCAUCUUAUCACGAGGGUGAUGAAGAGGAAAAUCAAGAUGAUAACCGAGAAGAGGAACAAGAUGAAAAUAAUGAACAAAACGAACAAAACAACGAUGAAGAUAAUGUAAAUAAGGACGAUUCAUUCUCCACAUCUCCAUACAGACCUAAGCCAUACUCUCAAGAAGAUGGAGAAGAGGAAUUCCAAUUUGAAGAUGACAAUACAGUAGAGCCAUCCCCAAAGAAGAAAAAGAGAUCAAGUCAAGGUGGUGCUGAAGAAGAAAAUGUUGGUGGUGAAGCCGAAGAAGAAUCUACACCAUACGAACCAUCUCUUGAGCUUGCACCAAAUACUGACAUUCCAGAAAGUGUUGAAAUAUAA
Messenger RNA from Naegleria gruberi, 1050 nucleotides. RefSeq lists its product as uncharacterized. The transcript has a single exon. The coding region runs from base 1 to 1050 and encodes 349 amino acids. NCBI's taxonomy places the organism in Eukaryota, Heterolobosea, Eutetramitea, Acrasida, Naegleriidae. The record is from RefSeq and is a predicted model, not a curated record.